This is a messenger RNA of Trichosurus vulpecula (common brushtail), 438 nucleotides long. Its product is annotated as 60S ribosomal protein L23a-like. Gene Ontology annotation, cellular component: cytosolic large ribosomal subunit; ribosome. Gene Ontology annotation, biological process: ribosomal large subunit assembly; translation. NCBI's taxonomy places the organism in Eukaryota, Metazoa, Chordata, Mammalia, Diprotodontia, Phalangeridae. The record is from RefSeq and is a predicted model, not a curated record. The transcript has 2 exons. Gene Ontology annotation, molecular function: structural constituent of ribosome. The coding region runs from base 1 to 438 and encodes 145 amino acids.
AUGGCCCUGAAGGCGAAGAAGGAAGCUGUUGUCUCCCUCAAGGCAGAAGCCAAGUCCAAAGACUUGAAGGCCAAGAAAGCAGUGUUGAAGGGGGUCCACAGCCACAAAGAAGAUCUGAACAUCCCCCACCUUUCGGCAACCCAACACACUAAGACUCCAAAGGCAUCCCAAAUACCCUCGGAAAAGUGCCCCUCAGAGAAACAAGCUGGAUCACUAUGCCACAUUAAGUUCCUCUUGACCACUGAGUCUUCUCUGAAGAAGACUGAGGACAACACCCUAGUCUUCAUUGUGUACGUCAAGGCCAACAAGCAUCAGAUAAAGCAGGUUCCACCGAGAUUUGAACUCGGAUCGCUGGAUUCAGAGUCCAGAGUGCUAACCAUUACACCAUGGAACCGCCGUACCGCAAUUGACGCUCAAGGCUCUCUUAUCGUUAGCUAG